CAUUCAAAAAAUAACCUAAUCCAUAACCAAAAAGUGAUGGACCUGGGAAUAUCUAAAUUAUAUAAUGAUGAUGUUACAAGGACUAGGUCACGCGAAUUAAAAGGUACAAUCACUUAUUUAGAACUGCAGUGUAUUUUGAACCCGACGUAUGAGUGUGCCUUUAAAUCGGAUAUCUAUAGUAUCGGUGUGUUGUAUUGGGAAUUAACUACGGGAAGAUCACCUUUCCAAAACGCAAGUACACAUCAAAUUCUUCUAAAUAUAUCUCUCGGUCUUCGAGAAGACCCAAAUCCGGUUACACCCAUUGAAUAUGUAAACCUUUACAAAAAAUCUUGGGAUCUAUUUCCAGAAAAUCGGCAGCAAUUAAAUGAAGUUUAUAAUAUUGUUAGCAACAUAAUGUCGGAGGCUGACAAAAAAUUUGACGAAUAUAUUCUUAAAACCGAACAAUAUAUUUCUGAGUCUAAUACAAUGAUUGCAAAUCUGUUUCAAGAGUUCAUAAUCUUGUAUACUACGGAUAUGGCUACUAAUUCUGACGAUACUGCAAAUGACCAUCGUGAGACAAUUCUAGCAUAUUUUUAUAUGAAAGGAUUUGGGACAAAUAAAGACUAUGAAAAAUGUUUAUAUUGGUGUAAAAAAGGUUGCGCGAAAAAGAAUGUAUAUUCUUAUUAUGAGGCUGCCUUCUGUUACGGAUACAGUCUUAGUAUUUCUGAAAAUUAUAAUGAAGCUUUUCGUUAUUUUAAUUUAGCAGCAGGUGGUGGAGUAUUAAAAGCAAAGCGUGAGCUUGCCAUAAUGCAUAUGAAUGGAAUGGGUUGUGAAGAAAAUAAGGCUAAGGCGUUUUGCUUAUUCAAAGAAGCUGGAGAGCAAGAUAAAAUAGCAUGCUGCAUGAUUGGUGAUUGCUCUUAUGAUGGCAUUGGAAUAGAAGUAAAUUUAAUCGAAGCUUUAAAAUGUUACAAAAUUUGCUGGAAAAAAUGGGAAUACCCAAAUGCAGUAAUACGAAUACCUCUAAUCGAAGCAAAACUAGAAGACAUUCGCCUGAUUGAU
Molecule: messenger RNA, 1038 nt
Organism: Racocetra persica
Lineage: Eukaryota; Fungi; Glomeromycota; Glomeromycetes; Diversisporales; Gigasporaceae
Source: the annotation of a GenBank genome assembly